Messenger RNA from Thlaspi arvense, 399 nucleotides. The record is from the annotation of a GenBank genome assembly. NCBI's taxonomy places the organism in Eukaryota, Viridiplantae, Streptophyta, Magnoliopsida, Brassicales, Brassicaceae.
AUGAAAGAAGGAAAAUCUGCGAAGUUGAAUCACCAAGACAACCAUGAACAGAUUCACCACCAAAACAGUCACUUGGGCUCUUUCAAACUCGCCAAAUUGUUCGAUUCAGAAGCUUCCUGGGACAAGGAUCAAUUGGGAGAUGUGUUGCAUUGGAUCAGGCAAGUGGUUGGAUUGCUCUGCGGAUUGUUGUGGGGUGCGAUACCUUUGGUUGGUGGCAUUUGGCUACUUCUCUUUCUGGCGAUAUCCUCUGGCAUAGUAUAUGGUUACUACGCGUUGAUUCUAAAGAUCGAUGAAGAAGACUAUGGUGGUCAUGCGGCUUUGCUCCAGGACGGUCUAUUUGCUUCCCUAAGUUUAUUCCUGCUUGCGUGGAUUCUGGUGUAUAGCUUGUCUAGCUUUUGA